Messenger RNA from Cuscuta europaea, 1073 nucleotides. NCBI's taxonomy places the organism in Eukaryota, Viridiplantae, Streptophyta, Magnoliopsida, Solanales, Convolvulaceae. The record is from the annotation of a GenBank genome assembly.
AGAACCGAUAGCAAUAGACGAACUGCCUACUCGUCGCCAGUCAAGGCGGAGGAGGGUCUCUCUACGACUACUUCAGUGGUUUUCAAGCUAGUGACACCCGGCGGCAGUCGACGGAGAUCCCAGAUAACGGCAGCAGUAGCCUGGUCGGCAGUGGUUCCCCUUCCCCCGGAGCGAAUUCAGUCUUGUAGCUGUACUCCGGCGAAGCUUUCUCCAACGAAGCUGCAGUUGCUGUUGUCAUCCUGGCUACCUCUAGUUCGCUGUACUCUGUUUUUUGGAGAAGCCCUGUUUGCGCAAUAAAUCCCUUUCUCUAUGUGUUCCUUCUUUGAUCUCCUAACGUUCCAUUUCUCAUAUAAGGCAGCACUGCAGCAGACCAGCGGUCGUCGACUCCAUCUCCACAGCGGCACUUCAGGACAUGAAUUCAAGUUAUACAUAUGGUUGGGAUUUCAUCACAAGCACCUGGGAUUGUAUUGAACGACAAGCACACCUUGAUGAAUGGAAGGAAGUGGAUCCUGAUUUGAAGCAGCUGGGUCGUGUUCUGGCAGAUCAGUUUCUGGAUCCACCUAAAGAAGGCCUAAGAAGGGGGUGCCUGAUUAUGGGCCCUACGGUAACUACAUACCAAAGGCACCAGCUUUUUUGCCCACCCAACCAGCAGUCUCACCAGCAUAACAUUCCAGGCUCCGGGAUUCUGGUUCCCCUACUAUUCAUCUUUCAUGCUUUUCUACAUUAAGCUAGGUCAAAUAAAUUAAUGUGAUUACUAGACCUGUAUCCCAUCCGUGGCUGACUUUCAACUUUCCUCAAAACACAUAUGGGUCGGCUUCUCCCUUUCAAGCUAUGUUCCAUUACUGUUUACUUAUGCAAUACUCCCUCCCUCCCAAAAAAAAAUCUUUGUUCAUUUAAAAAAAGUAGCAUUCUUGAUGUAAUGACUGCUAUAUGGGUUAUAUACUUGUACAAUUGUACAUUUACACUUGGAACACCCUUGUCUUACUAAAUGAAUGGUAAGUAUGUACUAGCCAUGUAAAUUGUGUGAUUACUUCUUCCUAAUUUUCUAUUACUAACGAACAACGCUAUUAAAU